CGCGAAUUUUUGAAAAUACUUUACGCUGCCCAACGCAGACACCUCAUCUCCCUCCCACCCAUCAUAUAUACGGAGUACUUCGUAUCUACACUGACAGAUUUCUGAGCGGACGAAGAUUGUGGAAGCUCGCCGGGGAUUGUAUGAAGCAAGGCGACUGGGAAAAUCUUCCUGAAUAAGAGGAUGCAGGGGAAGACCUCAAAGAGAGGCAGCCUUAGGAGCAAGAAAAGAAGCGCCAAGAGUUCCUUGAACAGGCACUUGAAGGUCGGAGCCGGAGCUCAAACGCCCUUCUUUUCACUUCCGCAGCAGCCUCCAGCUGACCUUUCUGCUCCCGAAUCCGCUGGGUUCCGAACCGUUCGGGACGAAGAAGUGUGUCCUGCGCCGGGGGUUAAAUCUCAGUUACCUCUGGCGCAGUCGAUUUUGCCCUCGACGUCAUCCGUCGGCGCCGGCGCAGUCACCGUCUCUGAUGCUGGUGUCGAUGAGAAAGAUUUCAUUCUGAGCCAGGAUUUCUUCUGCACCCCUGAUUACAUUACGCCUGAUGCUCCUGCUAUUCCAAAUUGGUUGGAUGAUGAGAAGGUGGAUUUAAUAUGUCCCAACUCACCUGACAAAAGUAAAUCCGUGGGAAGAAAAAGGCAGAAAUUGGAUGGUCUUUCAGUUUCUUUUGUUUCAAAACUUUAUAAUGAGCAACCACCACCUGAUGUUGUAAAUGAUACUUCUGUGGUAGAAGAGACAAAGUCAGAAAACACAACAAAGCCACCAAAGAAUCACAGUUAUGUUUCACAAUCUGCUGUAGCUUUAAGGUGCAGAGUAAUGCCUCCGCCAUGCAUUCAAAACCCAUAUCUCAAGGAUGCUUCAGAAAAAGAUAUUGAUCCUUUUGGAAACCAAAGAUCCAAAUGUGCAGCUUUUUAUCCUGCGGUCUUGGACAAUGAUGGCCUUUCACGCUACCGUACAGAUUUUCAUGAGAUUGAGCAAAUUGGCAGUGGAAAUUUCAGUAAUGUUUUUAAAGCCUUGAGGCGAAUCGAUGGUGUCUUGUAUGCAGUGAAACAUAGUACAAAGCAAUUGUAUUUGGACACAGAAAGGAGAAGAGCUUUAAUGGAAGUUCAAGUUCUUGCUGCGCUAGGAUUUCACAAGAACAUUGUUGGCUAUUACUCUUCGUGGUUUGAGAAUGAGAAACUUUAUAUACAGAUGGAACUCUGUGAUCACAGCCUAUCCAUCCAGAGGACUAAGUUAUACUCUGAAGGAGAAAUAUUAGAAGCAAUGUAUCAGAUUGCCAAGGCACUGCAGUAUGUGCAUGAGAGAGGGGUAGCCCAUUUAGAUGUAAAACCGGAUAACAUUUAUGUGAAAAAUGGUGUUUAUAAGCUAGGGGACUUUGGAUGUGCGACACUGCUUGACAGUAGCUUGCCAAUUGAAGAGGGUGAUGCACGCUAUAUGCCCCAAGAAAUUCUCAAUGAGAACUAUGAUCACCUUGACAAAGUUGACAUCUUUUCAUUGGGUGCUUCUAUGUAUGAGCUUAUCAGAGGUUCUUCCCUGCCAGACGGCGGGCUUCAUUUUCUGAACCUCAGGGAAGGAAAAAUGCCUCUUCUACCAGGUCACUCAUUGCAGUUUCAGAAUCUACUCAAGGUCAUGAUGGAUCCAAAUCCUAUCCGGCGUCCUUCAGCUAAAGAUCUUGUACAUAAUCCCAUUUUUGAAAGGAGACAAAGAUCUGUGAUAAACAUGUAAGCAGUGAUAUGGGUGGGCUCUAUUUUGUGUUUUGGCUUAUUAGAUAUGUAUAUAUAGCCUCCCAGUCUCCCACAGGACAUUUGGCUCCCAUUUCAUAAUUUUGAUUGCGCUAAAUUUGCUGAGGAGUUGUGCAGAGUAUCAGCAUUAUAGAAAGCUGAUACAUGGUUUUGUGAAUUUUGUAUGGAAGUAUAAAAAAACCCAUGUAUCCCUUAUUUUGUGGCAUAUUUUUAAUAAAAAUCUAUUUCAUAA
Messenger RNA from Cuscuta epithymum, 1965 nucleotides. Lineage: Eukaryota; Viridiplantae; Streptophyta; Magnoliopsida; Solanales; Convolvulaceae. The record is from the annotation of a GenBank genome assembly.